Messenger RNA from Rhipicephalus microplus (southern cattle tick), 1687 nucleotides. RefSeq names its product phospholipase ABHD3. Gene Ontology annotation, biological process: medium-chain fatty acid catabolic process; medium-chain fatty acid biosynthetic process. The record is from RefSeq and is a predicted model, not a curated record. Gene Ontology annotation, molecular function: acetylesterase activity; monoacylglycerol lipase activity. NCBI's taxonomy places the organism in Eukaryota, Metazoa, Arthropoda, Arachnida, Ixodida, Ixodidae.
UCCUAUGGAGACGGCAGGAGCACCGUUGGCUAUCUUCGAAAGGGUGAAAUUACAGAGUACUCUCUGCAAGGAAACUCCAACAGACGGGAUACGAUGACAGAGAAGACAGGACGAGAACUCGACAUGCCGUGACAACGGUCUGUGAGGCGGCAUGUGACCAGACUUGGCGUACUCGUCAGCAAACUGGCGAAUCCGAGGAAUCAGCGGCGCAAAGGCGACGGCGAGGUGAAGGCGGAGCGGUGGGCCCGGUCCGUCGGCGGAGAUGACGUCGUCGGAAGGGGGAACGUCGUCGACGACGUCCAAGCUGGACGUACUUCUUUACACGGCGUGCGUCGUGUACAUCCUUUACUACAUUGUGGCGCUGGACCGCCGGCCGCGCCUUGUUUGUCGCCCGGGGCGCAUGCAGCGAUUGAUUAGCAGCGGACUGGGGACGUUCCUCAACGCCUUUUAUCGCACACCCAUCUGGUGCGUCGGUGCCAACUUCCAGUCGGUCGUGAGCUUCCUGUUUCAGAGUUGGCAGCCGGAAGUGUCCUACAGGCGCGAGUACCUAGCCUUGUCUGACGGCGGUCGGCUGGCGUUGGACUGGCUCAACGAAGAUGAGGAGUCGCUGCCAGUGCUGCUCGUGUUGCCGGGGCUGUGCGGCGACAGCCAGGCCUACUACUUGCGUUCCUUCAUGCCGCUGGUGGAAAAGCUGCGUUGCCCCUGCGUCGUCAUGAACGGACGCGGCCGCGGAGGUCUGCCGCUGAGCACACACCGCAUCACCCACAUGGCCAGCGUGGGAGACCUCGCGGAGGUUGUGGACGAGGUGCGCCGACGAUACCCCAGCCGAGCCCUGCUGGCGGUGGGCUACUCUCUGGGCGGGUUGCUCAUCAGCCUGUACCUGAUCAAUUCGGGAGAGGAGGCGCGAAUCGACGCCGCGCUGGCCAUCUCGACGCCGCUACACUUGGCCACCGCCAAGCGGAACCUCGAGCAGUGGUGGAACUCCAACUUCGGCUUGCUCAUUUACAUGGCCAGCAACCUGGUCGGACAUCUCAAGGACAACGAAGACGUGCUUCGAUUCUGCGAGGAGGUGAACGCGGACGCCGUUCUCUCCUCGUGGACGCUGUAUCAGUUCGACAAGACCUACACGGCUCCGGUAUUCGGCUUCAAGUCCACGGAGGAGCUCUACGAAAGUUGCAGCUUAAAGGGCAAGCUGUCUCGGGUGCGGCGUCCACUGCUGUUCCUCCUGGCCAGCGACGACGUGUUCGGAUCGCCGGAAACCUUUCCCGAAGACGAGAUAAUCGCCUCGCCGUGGUUGGCCGCCGUGGUGACACCCAGCGGCGGCCAUCUGGGCUUCGUCGAAGGCUGGCUGUUUCCGCGGUUACCGUUUUACGCGGAGCGUUUCGCGGCAGCGUACGUGAGGGAACUGCUGCGAGUCGUCCAGAGUGACGGCGCCCGCGGGCUAGCCCGCCUGGGAGAGGAUGCAUGACCGGUGCCCUCCUUCAUAUUGCAUAGCGAAACUAAAUUACCGACGUUCCGCCUUCAGAUAUCUGGGCAACAGUGUCUCGGUCUCACUUUCCAAGUUUCGGGUUACCUUUAGUUUUACAAAGGAAUGAGGUAUAGAAGUAUUUUAGGCGCGUACAGACAAUGAGUCCUCAGAAAUUCGAUGCAGCAGUAUUCAUAUAAAACACGCUGUUAAUAUAUGAAA